Messenger RNA from Anoplophora glabripennis (Asian longhorned beetle), 2111 nucleotides. RefSeq names its product nucleoporin GLE1. The transcript has 2 exons. Gene Ontology annotation, biological process: regulation of translational termination; poly(A)+ mRNA export from nucleus; regulation of translational initiation. Lineage: Eukaryota; Metazoa; Arthropoda; Insecta; Coleoptera; Cerambycidae. Gene Ontology annotation, cellular component: nuclear pore; nuclear pore cytoplasmic filaments; cytoplasm. The record is from RefSeq and is a predicted model, not a curated record. Gene Ontology annotation, molecular function: inositol hexakisphosphate binding; phospholipid binding; translation initiation factor binding. The coding region runs from base 106 to 1989 and encodes 627 amino acids.
UUGGUUGAUGAUAGUUCGGUAAUUAAGGUUACGUAAAAUUUUCAAAAUUUUUUUUAAAGAUGUAGAAAAAUAUAAUAAUAUAUUCAUUAAUUUAAUACUAUCACAAUGGAAGAAAUUAUAUCUGAUCUGGAACAGCUAAAAAUUUCCGCUUUUAGUAAAGUAAAAAAAAUUAAUCAGUGUAUAAAUGAAGUUACAAUAGGUCCCAAUUCUAGAAGAAAUACAGAGCGAACUAAGCAGGAUCAGCCUGUAAAAACAAAGAAAUGUGCAGAUAAUAAUAAAUUUCAAUGUACUUCUGAAAAUGGAUUACCUAUUAGACACAUUUUAAAGGAAUUAGAAAUUCAGAGACAAGGGGAAGUUAAUGGCGCUAUCCAAGCCCGCUUAAAUAAAUUUGAAGAAUUUUCAAGGCAACAAGAAGUCACUAAAAAACAACAAUGGCUGAAACAACAACAAGCGUUUAUAGAAGAUAUGCAGCAAAAAGAAUCCCGUAUUUUUGAAGCUUUAAAUGAGUAUGACAAAAUUACGUCUAAUGAACAUGCAAGGUUAACUCAGCAUUAUCAAGAAAUAGCAGAGCGAAGGAAAAUCCAUGAAAAAGAAUUAGCCGCAAAAGAAAAACAGAAGCAAUUGAUUAAUACUUAUAUAGAUAGUGUUAAGAAAUGUCAGCAGGACUUUCGAACAAUAUAUCAACAAAUAAUAGUUAUUAUAAGGACAUGUGGUAAUAAUGAAGAAUUAAAAAACUUAUUGGGUGAUGAUUUUAAACAAUUAAAAACAUUACCAGAGCAAUUAGACGAAGUGGUUUCAAACUGUAAAAAUGGGAAAAUUUCUGAAACGGAAGUACAAAAAGCAGUAGAGCUUGUUCAGCAUGUUACUGCUUUGCAAACAAAAAUUGAAAAAUGUGUAGUUGAAGUAAAUAACAAAAAAGAAGCACAAGUAACAACUGAAGUUACUGUUCCACAAGUUACUCCUAUUAUUUAUAGUGAAAGGACACAUAAGAAUACAGUAGAGAAAUCUGAGGGCCCGGCUGAGAAAAUAUCACCUUCACUGAGUUCAAAUCUUUCGCAGUAUGGCAGCCUGACAAAUUUAAAAAUGUAUACUGAUUUAAUGGAAUUUUUAGAUCAGCACAAUCAAAGCUUUAAAGAUUUAGAAAUGGACAGUUCACAAAAACAAUUUAAAUUUGAAUGUAAGAAAGCUAUAAACACUCCAGUGAAUUCACUUUCGGGUAUCAACUCAAGCCAUAUAUUAGACAAGUACAACAGGUUAUAUACAUUAUUGAGAGGUCAGAAUGUCAUAGUUGGUGACAAACAAAUAAAUGCAUCGAAUCAUCCUCAGGGUAUUCCGUUUUGCACAGACUUACUUGCAAAGAAGUUUGUCUUGCAGGGGGAUGUCAUGGUAUCCAGCAAUCCUGAAUCUGCUUUUUGUUAUGCAACUGUGAUAGUUUCAUUGUGGAAUGAUUUUCCGACUUUUGGAAAGUUAGUAUUGGCAUAUUUCUACAAAUUUUGCCCUUAUUUGGUGCCGUACUAUAUUCCCCGGCAAGUGGGAGAAACUGAUGAAGAAUUUUAUGUUAAACAAGGCUACCAGUAUAUUGAUGGUCAGAUUGAAAGACAAGAUAAAUUUUUAAAAAGAAUGACAGGAAUAAUGAGACUUUAUUCGGCUAUAUUGAUAGUAAAACCUAGAAGAGGUCAAAACACAACACCCCAUAAUAUAAAACAUGGUUGGAGAUGGUUAAGUUCAAUUAUAAAACUUGAACCUCGUGUAGACAUUUCGGCUACAAUGGUUCAUACUUUCCUCGAAACUGUUGGUUUUGAAUUGGAGGCACGAUAUGACAGAUUUUUUAAGAAGUUAAUAAGAAUUAUCUUCGAGAAAUUCCUCCCAAGUUGUAGGGAGAAAUGUACAGGUGGGGCAGUUACUAGGUUGGAAUUAUUAUUGAGUGAAUAUAUAAAGAAUGGGAAAUUCGAACAACCUAGCGGUUAUUUAAAUUAUCCCUAUUGGUAGUCUUAUUCACAUUGUGCUAAUGUAGAUAAUGAAAUUAUAAUUAUGCAUAAUUCUUUACACUAAUUUUAAAAUAUGUAUUAACUCCAUUUUUAAAUACUGUACUAAUUAUAAUAAAUGAAUGU